Trichosporon asahii var. asahii CBS 2479 is the source of this 2739-nucleotide messenger RNA. RefSeq lists its product as uncharacterized. Gene Ontology annotation, molecular function: protein serine/threonine kinase activity; ATP binding. Gene Ontology annotation, cellular component: cytoplasm. The transcript has 4 exons. Bases 1 to 2739 code for a protein of 912 amino acids. The record is from RefSeq and is a predicted model, not a curated record. Gene Ontology annotation, biological process: intracellular signal transduction; protein phosphorylation. NCBI's taxonomy places the organism in Eukaryota, Fungi, Basidiomycota, Tremellomycetes, Trichosporonales, Trichosporonaceae.
AUGCCUUCCCCCGCGUCCCAAGCCCCCGCCUUGACUACCGACUCCACCGCCCAGACCUCGCCGACCACGCCGGCCACGACACAGCCCAAGUCCGCACCGAGCACGGCCGGCCGCCCCAGCCUCCUGCUCCCUCCAGGAGGGCCGCCCGCUACCAUCGUGUCGCCCCCAACGCCCGUGACGCCCGUCGAUAACCCGCUCCAGCUGGGUGGAUCCGCGGUACCGAGUGAAGUGCUAAUCUUAGAGGAGCCAGAGGAGUAUGAGUCGCCGGGCGAGGACGUCGAGACGGCCUCAACGGCGAGCUCCAGUUUCGUGCAUACGCCCGCGCAACAGAGCAUGAACGUCCCGCCGCAGUUCAGCGUGUCGCGCGGCAACUCGAGCUCAUCGUCUGCCCCUGCACCCUUCUCGACACCGUACGACAGCAUGUCUCCCGGCGUCACGGGGAAGAACCUUUCGAGCCUCGUCGCCAACCCGGCCCCGACACCCAGCUCGCCACGCGUCUACAUGCCCCGCAUCCCCUCCCCCUCCGCCGGCACUCAGGACAGCCGCCCGCAAGUCACUGGCAAGGAGAGGAGACACCGCCGCGAAAGCUCGACGCACCGUGUAAGAGAGACGAUCUACGGCGAAACGCGCAGUACCGUCGACGGACAGCGGAUGGUCAACCAGUACCGCCUCGGCAAGACGCUGGGCAAGGGCUCGUAUGCCUCGGUCGAGCACGCUAUCGACGUGGGGACCGGAAUCGAAUAUGCUGUAAAGGAAUUCUCAAAGUCGCGCCUGAAACAGCAGGCAUUGCAGGAACGCCAGGCCAAGGCGUUCCGUGAACGUCGCCGGCGACCGCGGCCUGGUGCUCCGAUGCCGCGCAAGCAAGGGGACGGACCAGCGAUGGACUACGUCUACGGAGGCGACGACGAUAUGGAGAAGAAGCUGAGGGACGACCCGCUCUUCCUCAUCCGGAAGGAGAUUGCCGUCAUGAAGAAGCUAGAAGGGAAAACUGACCCACAGGUGGUGCACCUUUUCGAGGCUAUCUCUGUCCAGAACGCAGACUCACUCUUCCUUGUGCUCGAGUACCUUCCCGGCGGCGUGCUCAUGAACGUAAAGCUUGGCCAGGACGAUAAGGACGCCAAGCCGCCCUUCAGUCAGGAGUGCACGCGCGAGUAUUUCCGCCAAAUCUGUCUGGGUUUGGAGUAUCUGCACGCGAACGGCGUCGCGCACCGAGACCCCGACAACCUCCUGUUCAACUCGGACCGGACCAUGGUCAAGCUAGCCGACUUUGGUGUGUCCGAGAUCUUUGCGACGACCGACGACGACCGGAUCAAGACUACUGGUGGAAGUCCCGCGUACCUGUCACCGGAGAGCUUCACGGUAUCGAGCAUGGACAUUCAUGGCAAGGCUGUGGACAUCUGGGCUCUCGGCGUGACGCUCUACUGCAUGCUGACGGGUCGCCUUCCGUUUAACGCGUCCAACACGAUCGAGCUCUUCACGCUCGUGCGCGAGACGGACCCCGUGAUUCCCGACGACUGGAACCCGGCCCUCAAGUCCCUCGUGACAGGCAUGCUGUGCAAGGACCCCGAACGCCGCGCGACCAUGGAGGACAUUAGGCGGAACAACUUUGUGACGGCCUGGGGCGAGCAGCCCAUGAUGUCCGAGGAGGAGAACCUCUUCCACUACGGCAAGGUGUUCGAGGAGCCGACGGACGAGGAGAUCAACAGCGCCAUCACCUCGCUGAAGCGCGUGUUCACGGUCAUCCGGGCCGUGCAAAAGAUGCGCCGUCUAGGUCUGAACCGGCUCAGCAUGUCCCGCUCCGCGUCGAUGAACACGGGGUCGAUGGACUCGUACGCUCUCAGCGAGGAGGGGGAGGAGCGCGAGCCCCCGCGCAUUCUCUCAGGUCGACUGGUGGGCGACAGCCACAGCCCGGAGCUGGUCGAGUCGCCCGGCUCGUCGAUGGACGUAGCCUUAGAUCCGAUGGACAAGGCGGCAGUUGCGUCGCCAGAGAUGGUCGCGAGUCCCGAGAUGGUCGCGUCCCCGCAAAUGGUCGAUUCGCCCGUCAUGGCGGCGUCUCCGGAGAUGGUCGCGUCGCCCGUCGCCGCGUCGCCCGAGAUGGUCGCGACGCCCAUCGAAUGCGCGUCGCCGGUAGAGUGCGCCUCGCCACUCGAGUGUGCGUCUCCCCUCGCCGCGUCCCCGAUCCAGCUACACUCGGACCUCGCUCCGGGGUCGCCGGAACGUAUCUCGCCCUCGAAGCGGGCGUCGUCGACGGGCCAGGGCCAGGCUCCCGCAGCCAUACCGGCCAUAUCCUCGCCGAAGCGGAACAAGUUGGCCGACUACGUCCGGCGCGUCAACAUCUCCCCCUCGUCCCCGGGCGCGAGUAAUGUGAGCUCGUCGCCUGGCGCGGCGUCGCGGACGCCCGUCAAGUCCAACCUUUCCAGCACGGCCACCCCGGCCGCCGAGAACGAGGGCGAAGCGGAAGGCAAGGAUAGUGCAGGGGGGAGCGAGCGUCCGACCCCAGUCCGGGGGAAGAGGGAAACACUCAGCAUCAACACGACCGAUAUACCGAGCACGGGGCCGACGAAGCUCGUCGAGGUCGUGGACGUCGAGGUGGCCCCUCAGUCUGGUGCUCCCGCAUCUCCUGUGGAGUUCGAGUCGCCCGUACAGGUCCAGUCACCCGAGAUGGCCUCACCAGUGCAGGUCGAGUCACCCGUGGAAUGCGAGUCGCCCGUCGAAUGCGAAUCCCCCGGCGCGCUAUGA